UUGGUAUGCCAGACGCCGGCAGCGUCCUCCAUCAUCGGCAGCCACAACGUUCACACAUGCUCUUGCGUCGAUGCUGCCUUUGCCAACAACAAAAUGAGGUCAUCAAGGACCUCCUUGCGAUACAAUAAUCACACAGACAAUGUCAGGGACCAUCUGAAAGUCGGCAGCCAAUGUGCUGCACACCACCAUCGUGAACAACAAAUGUAGGGGUUAGACCUGAUGUCAGUAACCAUCUGAAUGACGGCAACCACUCUGCUGCACACCACCAUUGUGAACAGUAGGUGUCGGCAGUGAGGUACCAUGCCCGGGAAGCAUUUAUCUACACAUAAACGAGGUCAGUGGGGUCGCCAGAUCGAAUUUGUGCUCACACUGAUUGGCUACGCUGUUGGUCUCGGCAAUGUGUGGCGGUUCCCGUAUCUUUGUUUCAAAAAUGGCGGCGGAGCGUUUUUAAUACCAUAUACUUUGAGCCUGAUCUUCCUCGGAAUUCCGCUGUUUGCCUUGGAGGUGGCCUUUGGGCAGUUCGGAGGACGGGGUCCGCUAACCAUCUGGUUCGUCAGCCCAGCCUUUAGAGGUGUGGGUAUUGCCGCUCUGCUCGUGUCCACCGUCAUACAGCUGUACUAUGCUGUCGUCAUCGCCUGGGGCGUCUUCUACCUCUUUGCCUCCAUGGACUCGGUUCUCCCCUGGACUCGCUGUGAUGACUGUUCGUGCCUACUCUUCCGAAACAACGACAGCAUGGAGGUCGUCCUCAACAGAUCCUCCGUCAAUUGCUCCGGAUAUGACGGUCCAGUACGUCCCUCCAGUGAGAUCUAUUUCAGAGAAUACGCCCUCGAUAGUUCCGGAAAUAUAGACCGCCCUGGAAAUCUCAACUGGAAAAUGAUGUUAUGUAAUCUCUUCGGAUGGGUCAUUGUCUUUCUAGUCCUCUGUCGUGGUAUUAAAUCAUUAGGAAAGGUAGUCUACUUCACCACCACUGUCCCCUAUAUCAUCAUGACAAUCCUGCUUAUCAGGGGAGUAACGCUUGACGGGGCCUUAACCGGAAUACUGUUCUACCUCACUCCAGACUUCUCGAGACUUAGUGAUGCGUCUGUGUGGAGUGACGCGGCUGUACAGAUUUUCUUUUCUCUCAGCGCUUGUCAAGGUGGGCUCAUCGCCAUGUCCAGCUAUAACAGAUUUGACAACAACAUACUCAGAGAAGCGUUCCUUGUGCCGAUUAUCAACUGUCUUACCAGCUUUUUCGCGGGUUUCAUCGUCUUCUCCGUCCUCGGCCACAUUGCUGUGCAAGAACGCACAACAGUGGCUAACGUUACACAAGGCGGUCCUGGGCUGGCGUUCGUGGUGUACCCAGAUGCACUGGCCACUAUGCCAGCCGCCCCUCUGUGGGCCAUUCUCUUCUUCUUUCUUUUCUGCAUCCUUGGCUUCAGCUCUCAGUUUUCACUGGUGGAAACUGUUAUUACCUCUGUGUUUGAUGAGUUUCCACAUCUGUUCCAAAAACGGUGGCCCAAGUAUGCGUUUCGCGCCCUGUGGUGCUUUGUGGGCUUUCUGCUGGGAUUUCCCUUCUUGACACAAGGUGGUGCCUACCUCCUUGACCUGAUAGACAACUCUAUACUAGGGUAUCCGUCGCUCGUGGUGGGUCUGUGCGAGCUGCUGAUACUGGGCUAUAUAUACGGUUACAAGCAAAUUUCUGUUGACAUUUAUUCCAUGACCGAUAUUCGACCCAUCAUCUUCAGUCCUUGCUGGCUAGUCAUCUCGCCUGUGCUGCUGCUGCUCAUCAUCAUCGCCACGGCCGCCCAACACCAGUCGCGCCUGAGUCUCGGUGACCCCGUGUGGGCAGAAGUGCUGCACCUCCUGGUCUCUCUCGUCCCCAUCUGCUGCAUCCCGGCCUGGUUUUUCUACUAUACGUGUCCAAGAGGUCUCUGGGCGACCCUGCGUCAUCUGACGGCCCCGAAGCCCGAGUGGAUCCAGAGGCGCUUCAGCAUCCGCAAGAAGGCGGCCAGAAAGCACGCUAUGGCAUGGCAUGCCACCCCGCACUUGCAGGAUCCGGAGAAAUACCCUGGACAGGACGGUGUGGGACACGUGCAGGAUCCGGAGAAAUACCCUGGACAGGACGGUGUGGGACACGUGCAGGAUCCGGAGAAAUACCCUGGACAGGACGGUGUGGGACACGUGCAAGAUCCGGAACUCGACGGCAUGCAGCACGAGCUUAGCCCCCAGUCAGCCUCGCAUCAGAACAACUCGUCAGUCAAAUAGGCGCUUUACAAGUCAGGUCUUCCACACGAGCCGACAGUUGUGCCUUCUAUUAAGUGCUUUGCCUGUACAACAACAACAAGAACAAAAACCCUGUUGACCUUUGCCCUAUUUAGGUGCUUUUCACUUCUCGUGCAUUAACUAAGAUUCUCCUCUCCUUCGGCAGCUCUUUCUCUUGAGCAGCUAGCACUGCAGUCAAGGCAUGCAUUCCAGUCAGGUUUGUUUGUCAGCCACACGCUGUCUUAACCUGAGAUCCUGAUCAUUCUCUGGCACCAUCAUGUUGUGUGUUCUGUUCCAUUCAACAGUCGCUGCACUAGUCAUCAAACAACUACCUGCCGCUGUAGGAUCUGACAGUUCUCUCCAGGUGUGGAGAGUUCAGCUGUGCGAUGAGUUUCGGUAUCAAAACGGCUGCUACGGUCCAUUACAUCAGACCUGGUCAUUGCAUGGCCACCCCUCCCUGCUCCACAUUUAUUGUCGGACCAGUCAUACAGUACAGUAUUCAUACUGUACAGACAUCCCCCAAGCGUCUAUUUCCAGCUUCGUCGUGGUGAUGCCGACAAAAAUGUCUGCUGAUGAACAGGAAGCUGGGGGAUUGCCGUAUUCUGCUUAUGAAGCUUUAAAAUAAAUUGUAUUUUUGCUCAUACGGAAAUAACUUCUCCUAACCGCUUGUGUAAAACUUUGUAGUGUCCAGUAAUCUACGACAGCUGCAACAUUUGCUUGGCAAGUGUGAUUUUGAACAUAUGCUACAUCAUAAGGAUUUCUUCACGAUAUUGUCAUCAAAGUUUUUUGAAUUCUGUUAAAUGGCUUAAAUAAAAUGUGUAUAAUACUAGCAAA
This is a messenger RNA of Pomacea canaliculata, 3075 nucleotides long. RefSeq names its product sodium- and chloride-dependent glycine transporter 1-like. Gene Ontology annotation, biological process: sodium ion transmembrane transport. The record is from RefSeq and is a predicted model, not a curated record. The transcript has 15 exons. NCBI's taxonomy places the organism in Eukaryota, Metazoa, Mollusca, Gastropoda, Architaenioglossa, Ampullariidae. Gene Ontology annotation, cellular component: membrane. Bases 301 to 2244 code for a protein of 647 amino acids.